AUGACAGUGCCUUUACGCAUGGCAUGGUAUAUUCUGCGAAUCGUGUACUUCUCCGCCAGGCGCAGGUUCAACAUCAAGUACUACGUCUUCUGCGCCAUUGUGGAUGCCGUCUUCACCUCAUUCAAUGAUCGCGAAAUCCAGAUUUACUCGCAGCCUACCGUGGAUGCUUAUUACACAUGGGUCAACAGCAAACUGGGACGCACGAGGGAGCCCGCCCUUCGUCAGCGCCUCGUCCACGACAUCCAGCCUCUGGGCCAGACGGGCGGCUCGCUCCUGUGGAUAGGAAACCGCCGCAAGGCUAGCAAGAUUGUGCUGUUCCUGCACGGAGGCGGAUACAUCGCCCCUGCUCUCCGCGGCCACUACGACUGGUGCUGGAAUGCCUACGUGCUGGCCGGCAGAGAGGCCGGCGUCGAGGUCGCAGUCGGCUGUCUCCAGUACACGCUCUUGAACGAUGGCAGAUUCCCCGUCCCUUUAGUACAGGCCACCGAGGCUCUGGGGUCGAUUCUCGAUUCAGGCACCAGUCCAUCAGACAUCUACAUGGGCGGCGACUCAGCGGGAGGCAACCUGUCCAUGCAAGUCUUGAGCCACAUCCUCCACCCGCACGAAGGAAUCCGUCCGUUGCAACUUUCGGAACCUCUGGCAGGCGUCUUUCUAGUGUCGCCCUGGCUGAGCAACAAUGUAUUCAGCGAUUCGGUCAAGCGGAACGACGGCAAUGACAUGAUAUCCACGGGGGCCUUGGAUACGUUGGGCCUUGCCCUCUACGGGGAGGACCAGAUCAAGGCGCACAAGGCAGAUGUCCUUGCGGGGGACCUCUCUGCCGCCAAUCCAUACAUGACACCUCUGGACACUGAAGAGGCCUGGCUCGAUGGUAUCGGGGACGUUACUUCUAGGGUCUUCCUCACCGUUGGGAAAAAUGAAGUUCUGUACGAUCAGGGCGUCAGGCUGGUCAGCCUGCUGCGGCGCAGGAAUGCUACCUGCCAAAUUAGACUAGAUGAGUCGGAAAGGGAGGCUCACGAUUUUAUACUUGUUGAGAACAUUUUUGGGAAACCGGGCGAUGCAACGUCGAGGAUGAAGAGUUGGUUCAAGGGGACCAUCACAGCUAGCUGA
Metarhizium brunneum ARSEF 3297 is the source of this 1107-nucleotide messenger RNA. RefSeq lists its product as uncharacterized. Gene Ontology annotation, molecular function: lipase activity. NCBI's taxonomy places the organism in Eukaryota, Fungi, Ascomycota, Sordariomycetes, Hypocreales, Clavicipitaceae. The record is from RefSeq and is a predicted model, not a curated record.